GUGGGCACAGGUGGGUGGCACUGAUGGGCACAGGUGGGUGGCACUGGUGGGCACAGGUGGGUGGGCACAGGUGGGUGGCACUGCUAGGCACAGGUAGGUGGCACUUCUGGGCACAGGUGGGUGCACUGCUGGGCACAGGUGGGUGCACUGCUGGGCACAGGUGGGCGGAACUUGUGGGUGGCACUGCUGGGCACCGAUCAUCAGGGCACUGAUCAUCAGUGCCCUGAUGAUCGGUGCCGAUCCUCGCUCUGACAACUGCCGGUUCUCGGCAGUACUUUCCUCACGAUCUGACAGCGUGAGGAAAGUGCAGCCGAGAACCGGCACUUGCAU
Messenger RNA from Staurois parvus, 330 nucleotides. The record is from the annotation of a GenBank genome assembly. Lineage: Eukaryota; Metazoa; Chordata; Amphibia; Anura; Ranidae.